AUCAGCAUCCUUGCAUCAGUAUUACUUUGUUAAUGAGAAUAAGACCUGGACUGAAGCCCAGAGAUACUGCAGAGAGAAUUACACUGACCUGGCUACUACUGAUAACAUGGAGGAAAUGAACACACUCCUUAACACAGUAAAUGGCAGCUACUCAGGUUUAGCCUGGAUUAGACUGUAUGAUGAUCUGGACAGCUGGAGAUGGUCUCUAGAUGAUGAUGCUUUCUGUCAAGAGGGAGAAAAAGAUUUCAGAGGAUGGUCCCAUCAACCUGAUAACUACAAUGGAAAUGAGAUGUGUGUUUCCAUGAACAACCUAGGGGAAUGGUUUGACAGGCCAUGUGAUGACAGAAUUGCAUUUGUUUGUUAUAAUGGUACAAACACAUAUGUGGAGAUUUAUAACAGCAUGACCUGGGAAGAAGCUCAGAGAUACUGCAGAGAAAAUUACAUAGACCUGGCCAGUGUGAGGAAUGAGAACGAACUUCAGCAGAUCAUGACAUUUAGCAUCCUUUACAGCAAUGAGGUAUGGAUAGGUCUGCACAGGAACCGAUUAUGGUCAGAUCAGAGCAACUCAACCUUUACAUAUUGGAGACCAGCGUUUCCAGCACAGGGACCAGAACCUGAUAAUGGUUGGAAUUCAUUUGGUCAAUAUGGAAAUCAACACUGCACAGCUGUGGAUCAUUCUGGCCAGUGGACAGAUGAAAACUGUUUAGUGAGUUUAUAUCCUUUCUGAGUAGUAGAAAUAGAAG
Messenger RNA from Hemibagrus wyckioides, 743 nucleotides. Its product is annotated as C-type mannose receptor 2-like. The record is from RefSeq and is a predicted model, not a curated record. The transcript has 2 exons. Lineage: Eukaryota; Metazoa; Chordata; Actinopteri; Siluriformes; Bagridae. Bases 107 to 727 code for a protein of 206 amino acids.